AUGCCUUCUGACUGGACUGUAGAUCCUGAUAACCGAAGACGCUUGUUAGCUCUUCAAAAACAAGGCACAAACAAACAAUGCUUCGACUGCGGUGCUUCCAACCCGCAAUGGGCUUCUCCCAAGUACGGCAUUUUCAUCUGUUUAGACUGUGCCGGUAUUCACCGUGGCCUUGGUGUCCACAUCUCUUUUGUUAGAUCCGUCACCAUGGACCAGUUCAAGCCCGAAGAGAUGAAAGCUAUGGAAAUUGGAGGCAACGAGCGGGCCCGUGAGUGGAUGGAGAAGGAAGGUCUAGACAUGACUCUUAAGCCACAAGAAAAGUAUAACUCAGACAUUGCUCAAGACUACAAGGAUAUGCUUGCAGCUGAAGUUCAAGGUGUUGAAUGGGUCCGUCAAAAGCGUGAGCCCAAGGCCUCUUCUGCAGCAAAACCAAAGACCCCUGUGGCUAGUAGUAAUUCUGGUGGAAACACUAUCAUUACCAAUAGACGAUUUGGUGAUGGUAAUACCGGUACUUCUACCGAUCCUACUCAAAAGACUCGCAACGAGGAAUACUUUUCGACUCUUGGUAAAGUUAACGAAAACAGACCUGACAACCUUCCUCCUUCGCAAGGCGGAAAGUACGCUGGAUUUGGAAACACUGCCUCAGAACCCCACCCUGACAGUGCUGCUUCUGUUUUUGACAAUUUUUCAAAUGAUCCUCUUGGCUCCAUGAGCAAGGGCUGGAGCAUUUUCUCUCGUACCAUCUCCAAGAGUGUCGAUCAAGUUAAUGAACAGUACAUUAGGCCUGGUGUCAAAAACUUCCAAGAGGGCGAAUACGGUCAAACAACUAGAAAGGCAGUGUUGCAGUUUGGCCAAAAAGUUCAGGAAACUAGCAAGUAUGGCAUAGAAACAUUCAACACUUUUACCACAUCUUCCACUUCAACAAGCAGACAACAAGGCGGAAAUACUUACUCAAAGCUUUUUGACGAUUUGGGCGAAGAAAAUUACCAAGUUGGUAGUCCCGAGAUUGAGCCAGCUUUUGGCUUAUCCAAGCCGGAUGCUCACACUAAUCUGCAAGGGAUUGAAAACCCAGAAGCAAAGAACAAGAAGAGUGACUGGGAUGAUUGGUGA
This is a messenger RNA of Magnusiomyces paraingens, 1107 nucleotides long. RefSeq lists its product as uncharacterized. Gene Ontology annotation, biological process: regulation of ARF protein signal transduction; regulation of endocytosis. Lineage: Eukaryota; Fungi; Ascomycota; Dipodascomycetes; Dipodascales; Dipodascaceae. Gene Ontology annotation, cellular component: Golgi membrane. The transcript has 2 exons. Gene Ontology annotation, molecular function: GTPase activator activity. Bases 1 to 1107 code for a protein of 368 amino acids. The record is from RefSeq and is a predicted model, not a curated record.